This is a messenger RNA of Lytechinus pictus (painted urchin), 6257 nucleotides long. RefSeq lists its product as uncharacterized. Lineage: Eukaryota; Metazoa; Echinodermata; Echinoidea; Temnopleuroida; Toxopneustidae. Gene Ontology annotation, cellular component: SNARE complex; plasma membrane. Bases 473 to 1150 code for a protein of 225 amino acids. The transcript has 3 exons. Gene Ontology annotation, molecular function: syntaxin binding; SNAP receptor activity. Gene Ontology annotation, biological process: vesicle fusion; vesicle-mediated transport. The record is from RefSeq and is a predicted model, not a curated record.
GACUCACCGAUCAUGCAUAAACGGGUAUUCCCCAUGCAUGAAGGUGGUAUUUCCGAACUGCAUGAGCAAAGGUUAAGCAGCAGACAGAGCUAGCUAGCUAACAUUCGCAGCUCAUUUGAACUUGGUACAUGUUGAAUAGAAUAUGCUUUUUACAAGGACAACCUCGCCUUAGAAAUGUUGAGGGAUUGAGCGACGCAAUGUAAACACAAAAGCCAAUAACAGUAGAAUGUGAGAAAGAAACCACAGCAUAUGUGUGGUUUAUGUGUGCGGCUUUACCAUCAUGAGAACAUUAACAUUCGUACACAGCAAACACUACGAUAAUGACUUCUACAUGGGCUGAGCAAUGGGCGGUGAUACACCAUAGCAUGUUGUGAUUUGUGGAUCAAAUAUAUGCGAUGCUUUUGCUGAUCCGGGUUUCAGAUGAUACAAGCGAAGGGAGGACUGAAGCGGGUUUUUAACUUGAGGACAAGUUAUGCCGAAACAGAAAUCAAGAGGUAGUGUCAGAGACCAAGAAAAGACCAAGAAGCAAUAUGAAAGACUUCCACCAAAGACGGUUUCACAAAAACAACCUCUCGUCCCUUUUCCAACGACAUCAUCAUCGGGCGAAAAACAGUCCUCUAAACGAAAAUGGGGACGAAAGCCAGACGAAAGCGCCAAAAAUAAACUGAAAAGCCCCAACACCGAGAGAGUGGUGGAUUACCAAUCGAAGGAGGUCCGACUCGAAGAGCUUCAGAAGGACGUUGAUGAGGUGAUCGACCUAGUGCGCACCAAUGUCGAUGGAAUCUUGGAGAGGGAUGCGAAAGUCGAAGACUUGGAGAUCGCGGCCGACCGGCUUCACGGUGCGGCUUUGGAGUUCAAGAAAACUGGAAAAGUUGUAAUGGUGAGAUACUGGUGGAGAAACUACCGCUGCUUCGUAAUUUUCGGCGUUCUUAUAUUAAUUGCCAUACUUAUCGGUCUCGCCGUCUUGAUCCCCAAGAUGAUUCGAUCCCAUGACCCUACGGCUGCAGCUGAUCCUCCAAUGGCAAAUGUGACCUCUGAACCAUUUGUUAAUGUGUCAGUCAGUUCUACCCCGGAUGCCGGCCUGCCGUCGUCAGAGACGUGGGAGAAGAGUAGGACGAGGUUCCCGCCUGGUCGAAGGGAUAAAGGAUAAUCUGAUGAUUACCUUCACUCUUCGAAAGAUUUAUCAGCAAACAUUCUAUUAUAUAGACUCUAACCAAGUUAUUGGUUGAUUUUAACAAUUUUUUUAUCGGUCGGACAAGUUGUAUUAACAUAUUAGUAAUUUUGACCACUCCUUUUUAAGAGUUUCCUGAGAGAUUCGAUGGCGUUCGAACGAAUUGUGAUAUUCUUCUGCUUCCAAGAAUACACUUCUUUACGAAGUCGCAACGAUGGUUUGAUCCAUGGCACGAGCUUUCUCAAAAUGGAGUAUCCUUUCGUGAUUUGUUUCUAAAUUUGUUCUUCAGUCCAAACGACUUCCAUAGUGCGUUCUUCCAUUUUUAUUUGCUAUGCAACAGUCACGUCAAGAAACCGAAUCCAAAACCCGGGAUAAGUUGUAUUAACAUAUUAGUAAAUUGACCACUCCUUUUUAAGAGUUUCCUAAGAGAUUCGAUGGCGUUCGAAAGAAUUGUGAUAUUCUUCUGCUUCCGAGAAUACACUUCUUUCCACGAAGUCACAACGAUGGUUUGAUCCAUGGCACGAGCUUUCUCAAAAUGGAGUAUCCUUUCGUGAUUUGUUUCUAAAUUUGUUCUUCAGUCCAAACGACUUAGUGCGUUCUUCCAUUUGUAUUUGCUACGCAACAGUCACGUCAAUGAAACCGAAUCCAAAACCCGGGAUUAAAAAAAAAUGUCUCAAAAUUCAAAAUGCUUAGUGAAAUAUAUUAAACUUAAGUGUCGUGUGGAACAUUAAAACAGAGUUUAGUUAACGCAUGGAUGCUCAGCUAUUUUUUUUUGGUAACCACACGAUCGCCAUAUUUGGUAUUCCAUGAACACCGACAAACCAAACUUUAAACAAUUAUAAAAAUGGAUUUUCGUGAAAUGUUUCACUUUCGUCAAAGAGAUUUCAUUUGAAGAUGAUAAUGUAUACCAUUUAGCAGUAUGAAAGGGGUAUUUAAGUUAUUGAGGAAUGAAAAUCGAUGGAUACAAAACCAAGUAGCUCUCUAAUGAAGUUUUUUGCUGAUGUCUAGAAUUUGAAAAUGUUUUAUUCUAAUUGGUAUUCACUCCACAGCAUAUAUCAUAGCUAUUCACACUGUUUGUGCUUGGAGUUUCUGAAGAGUAAAUAUUUUGUCCAAGAUCGUUAAUUGUUAUUGCCGUAUCAUGUAAAUAAUUCAACGCGCGUACUAUCUACUAUUACGUAAUAUUACUACAGUACUUGAACUAUCUACUAUUGUCAUGUCGUCUAAUUAUUAAGGGGCUGUGCCAUUGAAACUGUUCGUAUAUAAUCUUUUGACAUUUGCCUUGUGCAGAUCCUUAGACCAGUAUUCUGAAGUCGUGUUUAACUUAGACGGUGGUAUUACUCUAAAAUUAUGGAAAGCCAAAAAUGUCAGAAUUUUGUUUACAUCGUAUAUCUUUCUUAUGUUCACUGUUUUUUUUUUCUAAUUCAUGAAUAGAGAAGACACCAUCUUAUUUACCCUUCGCAGGCAGUUAAGAAUGAUUUGAGAGCCAAAUGAGCUGAUACAUUGAGCCUUUAACAUUAAAGAUAUAUGCCACAAUUGGCUAUCCAUUGUUAAACUACAACUUUAAACCAGAGUUUGAUUUAAUCCUGACUUCAGAAUCCGGGCCUAAGUGUUUCGGUAUACACAAUACAGUACAUACUUUUACAGGGUAGUCUUAGAAAAAAAAUCUGUGUGCAGAUUUCAAAGUACUAUAUAUGUUAUAUCUAUCAUUCUUAUAGUAGUUUUUUUUUUCAAAACGGAAUUUAUUUUUGCUUCUACGAUGUACGACGGAUUCAAGAACAUAGAAAAUUAUGACCUUCCUGACAAUGAACGACCAAGGAGUCUUUGUCGAAAAUUGGUGAAUCAAAACAGCAGUUUCGUCCUGUACUCGGGACAAACGAAAUUUUUACAAUUUUUCGUCAGCUCCGGAAGGACGGAAGUAAUGUGUCGGAUUACCAAUUUUUUACAAAGACCUCCCAGCUGUCAUUUGUAAUUUGACGGGCAUUUUAAAUACAUUUACUCUGUUCUUGAAUCCGUCCCUGUUGCAGUUGCACACUCCCUAACAUAUUUUGAUUAGGUGUUCUUAAACCUCCUAUAACCUCCCCAACGAAUUAUUUCUGCGACCCGCCCCCCACCCCCCCCCCCCAAAAAAAAACCUCUAGAUCAAACAGCGCAGUUGGUGUAAUCAAUCAUCCCUUCAUCCCGUGACCCGACUUCUUACGCCGCGGUCAUGCCAAGGAAACCGCCCUCAAACCGAUCGAUAGUAUGUUAUUCGGAAUAACGCAAUAGAUUUGAUCGGUCUUGAUUCGAUCAAUGUAGGUGUGACUGUGCCGUAACGUUUUGAAGGAGGAUGGAAGGAAGAAAGUCAAAAUAUGCUUGUUAACUUUGUCAAGGAUUCCCAAAAGUCUAGUCUGCUAUUAUGUCUACAAUGGAACAUUACGUUACCAGCACAGGGAUACCAUGCAUUUAUGUAGCAGUAUCUAGAGGAAAUAACGGCUAUUUUUUUUCAUUUUUUUAAAAACAAUUUUACAGCAUUACUAUCGUAUGUCGUAUUGAACACGUUCAAGAAAUAUACAUUUUGAUUUUUCUGGUGUUUGAACUAAUAUUCUAUUCAGAAUUAUAGUACAGAAGGCACAGGUAAACAUAAAAAGAUUGUAUAAAAUACAGUAAAUAUGUGAUCAGGAAAGUACAGUGAACUGGCGAAAUAUAGUGAAAAAUAUAGUGAUUAGUGAAUACAGUGAUAAAUAUAUAUAGUAAACAGUAUGAGUGGAAUGCAAAAGGCUGGAACAUGCAUUUUAUUUUAAAACCUGUGCGGGCUAUUGCCUUGCAAAUUAUGUCCGUAUAUAAAUUAUUUUAAAAUAGGUAAUAAUUUGAUUGAUUUUUAAUUCUUAUCAGCAGAUGAUCUAAUGAAUUCAUUAUUUGAGGUGCUCAGUUGUAUUAUCAUCAUUAUUUGUUAUUGUUGUCUUUUUUUCUAAUGCAUGAAAUUUAUUUGAUAAUCUGUUAUACACACUAUAUAUUCUCUAUAUAUUUACACUUGACUGGCUAAAUUGAUAUUAACAGUAAUGAAUAUCAGAAGUAAAAAUAAUGUACAGUAACACGUAAGUGUAUGAUGGAAAUAGGCUAUCCUAAUAUUUGAUGUGAUUUAAUAUCCGGGGGGGGGGCACUUCCAUUGAUGAGUGGAUACCAAGUGACCAAAGAAACACGUAAAAUUAUCUCUUUUUCAAGAUAGGGCAUGCACGUUACGUUCACCAAAAACAAUAAGGGCGUAAAAACACUAAAAUAAGGGGUAUAUAUUUCGCUAGGAAAGCUAUGUGGUUGCGGUCCAAAUUGGCGAGGGUAUAAAAGACUAAAAAUACUUAUUAAGGCUGUACUUUUUGGACCAACAGGGUCCUGUGGGACAUGGGGCGGUCCCGGGAAACUUACUCAUUAGUCGUUCAUUUGCUUCUCUGAUGUAAUUGUAACUCAAAUGUGCAUAUAUACACAUACUAGAAAAGGGAUUGAUGCUUAUGCUGGGGCUUUUUAACUAUUGCUGUGCUUGUUUAGCGGCCGGUCAAAGUAAUUAGGAAAUACUUGUCAAGGGUACCGUUUUGUUUCCAAUACUUGUGAAGGGUAGGGUGUCACACACGGCAAUACUUGUUAAGGGGUACAUUUUCAAAACAUGGAAAAUACUUGUUUGGCCUGAUUUCGAAACCCCAUGGUGACGCGUGGUAUCCACUCGUCAAUGGAAGUGCCCCCCCCCCCCACCCCGGGGUUGAAUAUGAGCUUGGAUUUCUUCUGCAUUACUUUUUUUAGGAAGCUUCAACUUAGACGAGGUUAAUGAUUUAGGAGCUGAAAUUUUGCCAAAAAGGACUGAUUAGUUUCAAAAAUUUAUGAAAAUUGUUCAUGGAUACCCGACUGGCAGGACAGGGAGUAUUAAAGUCAUUGGCCUAUUAACUCUUUGCAUGCUGAAUUAAUCGGGGGAUAAUGAUGACAAUUGCUUCCAUGUUAUUUUCUUUAAUUUAAGAUUUCCAUAGUGCACCAUUGAUACUUAUGAUUAUUAUAUAGAUGUUAUCCAAGAACUAUUGUCAUUUUUAAGCUUCUCUAAUAUAUAUGUAGCGGAGAAAUUUAAUUAUUACAAUUUUUCAUGGUUAAAUUCAAUUGUACGAAUGUGCAAAAUUGCAACAUCAGCGCGCAAAGGGUUAAGGAAACCGGUAUUUUUUAAAUUCUUUUGUUAUGAUUGUAAUUGUGAUUAUCAUCAUCAUCAUCAUGAUCAUCACCCUCCUCCUCAUCACCCUCAUUUUCCUUCUCCUCAUCGUCACCACCACUUUAAUUUGAUUUGUGACGUCAUAUGCGAGCUUCCUCAUAUAUCGUGUGGUAAAGUUAAAAAAAAAAGUAACUUUCUCAAGAUUUUUUUUUAAUUGAACCUUCAGUAUACCAACAGACCAAAUUAAAUGCCCCCCCCCCCCCUCCUGAAAUAAUUUAAAGGUAAAUUCCAGUUCUGGUAACGAUCUCAAAAUGACUUUUUACAGAAUCUAAUAUAAUGACCACCCAAGUGUCUGGUUGUAUGAAUAAAAAAUAUGUGCCAAAGGAUUCUGGAAGAAAUUGUGUAAUUGCUGAGAAAUAAGCAAAAUAAGCGCGGAUUCGGUCACCUCCGUCGGGUCUUUAUUCCAGCAAUAAUAAUACACUGUCCCACGUGUGCCUAUCUGUGUUGGCGAUCUUCAGUGUGAUCGUAUUUCAGCUUAGAUUUUAUGAUUUCGCAAAGUUCAGUUUAUGUAACUGUACCAGAUCUAGAUCCACGAUGAUAUAUUAACCUUGGUUUUACAGAUUUUCUCACUAAAUAAGUUUUUACUGCAACUACUGUAAUUUAGCUUUAAUCAUCAUGAACCGUAAAACAAUUUUUAUGGGGUAGCUGCUCGUAUAUGAUGUCACAAAUCAGAAAUUUAGAAUUCUAAUAACUUUCUUAACCUUUUGUUAACUUUCCUCAAGUUUUCCUUCAGGGUGAACUUAAUUCCCCUUUAAAACAUGUUUCCUUCCGUCGUUGUCAUAUGGCCGUUGUGUCAGCUAUUAUCAUCAAGGAAAAUCUUUACUGUUAUCAACCAAAGUAGCUUAUGAGUAAAAGACAUCACUCCUU